GCUAAGGCGCGAGAUAAGAAGAAAAAAUGUGGGAUCUGAAUGAGCCUCCUAAAGAGGACGAUGACAACCCAAAAAGUGGCUGCAAAAUAUUCGGGGUCUGGCUCAUGGACGGUUUUGAUUCGCAACCCGUGACCCGACAGUUCUUCCCGGAAAACGUACCCUCCGAAAUGGAACUCACGCCUGGAAGUGGUGGUGUUGCCACGUGGCCGGCUGCUUCUUCCUCUUCUUCAUCAUCAUCACUUGUUCAGUGGAAGUAUGACGUGUUCUUGAGCUUCAGGGGUCGAGACACUCGAAGAAGCAUAACGUCUUAUUUGUACUAUCGACUGCAAAGGAGAGGUGUUAAGACAUUCAUGGAUGAUCCUGAACUUCAAGUAGGGGAUGUGAUUUCUCCCGCGUUGCAAAAGGCAAUUGAAGAGUCAAGGUUUGCGAUUGUUGUUCUGUCGGAAAACUUUGCUCAUUCUAGUUGGUGUUUGGAGGAACUUGCAAAGAUUUGUGAGUGUAUGGAAGGAAGCAACAGAAUAUUUCCGGUUUUUUAUAACGUGGAACCGUCUGAUGUACGGCACCGAACCAAGAGCUUUGCAGAAGCUUUGAAUAAGCAUGAAAGCUACGGGCGACACACAUUGGAGAAUGUGCUGCGGUGGAAUGAUGCUUUAAGCAAAGUGUCCAAUUUCUCUGGAUGGCAUACAAAGAAUUAUAAGACUGAUAGAGAACUUGUGGAUGCAAUUGUGGAUUUUGUGUGCAAUAAAGUACAACCUAUUGACACUGGGUUUACAAUGUCUACCGAAGAUUUUGAAGCAUAUGAAGCAACAAGGAAGGCCAUGGAUGAGGUUAUGAAGGUGCUGAAAGAUGAGGAGGUCACUGCGGUUGGUGUCUAUGGCACGGGAGGAGUUGGCAAGACAACCAGGGUAAAACAUGUCGCUGCACAAUCCUGCAAAAGUGGGACUUCUCAUCAUGUGAUUAUGGCUGUUUUAUCCCAGAGCCUUGACUUGACAAAAAUUCAAGGCACAUUGGCAGAGGCGAGCAGGUGUUGUACUGUGAAUAGCAGUGGUAGUGCAAGUGUCGGAAUUAAGGGAGUGCGGCCGCCAGGGCUGAAGCCGCCGCCUUCGAUGGUGAGGGUUCCGGUGAUGGACAAUGGAUGUUCGACUUGGGAGAUUUUGAGGGGCUUCGGGCCGGAGGAAGAGAGGGUGUCGUUGGAAAUGGUGCAGAGAAGGUUUUGUUCUUUUCCCUCUUCUUCUGACGAAGAAGAACUUGAAGAACAAGAAGUUGAACAAGGAGAGAAUGUUGACUUUUCCAGCACUACCACAGAGUUUUCCAGUAUUUCUCCAUGUGGAUGGUUUUUGCCAAAUGGGAAGCCUAUGCUUCCUAUCACUUAUUGGGAAAAGGGUGAUUUACUCGGCAGCGGCUCUUUUGGGUGUGUGUAUGAAGCAAUUUCUGAUGGCGGAUGCUUCAUCGCUGUCAAGGAAGUUUCCUUGCUUGAUCAAGGAAGCCUGGGGAGGCAAAGAGUUUCUCAACUUGAACAGGAGAUUGCUCUUCUGAGUCAGUUUGAACAUGAGAGCAUAGUUCAGUAUUAUGGCACACAAAAGGAUGGAUCAAAGCUAUAUAUUUUUCUGGAACUUGUAACCAAAGGCUCCCUUCAGAAGCUAUAUCACACGUACCAUCUUACAGAUACACAUGUCUCUGUAUACACGAGACAGAUCUUGCAAGGUCUGAAGUAUCUUCACGACCGAAAUGUGAUUCACAGGGACAUUAAAUGUGCAAAUCUUUUGGUGCAUGCUAAUGGAUCUGUGAAGCUUGCUGACUUUGGAUUGGCAAAGAGUAUCAAACUGAACAACAUAAAAUCUUGCCAAGGAACUGCAAACUGGAUGGCUCCCGAGGUUGUUAAUCGUAAAAGUCAUGGUUAUGGCCUUCCAGCUGAUAUAUGGAGUCUUGGAUGUACUGUGUUGGAGAUGUUAACUGGGAAGAUUCCAUACGAUAAUCUCGAACCGAUGAAGGCAUUAUGGAGAAUUGGAAAGGGAGAGCCCCCUCUGGUUCCUGAUACUCUUUCAAGAGAGGCACAAGAUUUCAUCCAUCUAUGCUUAAAAGUUAAGCCAGAUGAUCGUCCCACUGCUGCUCAGCUUUUAGAACAUCCGUUUGUAAAUAAGCACUUUCCUCCCAUGUCUUCGGGAUCAGUAUCUCCUUAGUCCUUACAAUCACCACAGGUUCAGCUACAAGUUGUGAUGGUAAUAAGCUCCAUUCAACCCAAAGAAGCAUGACAACAUCUCAUCCAUGUUCUAUAAUUUGCUUUGGAAUCCCGUGGUCGUUAUAAUGUCAGUAUGACUUCAGAGGAAUAAACAUCUUUUUGUCAGGUGCCUGCUCUGAAAAUCAUAUUGCACAUAGAGCAAUCCCGCCAAUUUGUUCACCAUCAAUUCUGUUGUAGAACAUAUGAUUUGUUGUUGUUCAAUUAGUCUUUGGCGUUUCAUGUCUUCCCCUCUGUUACAGAGGACAUGACUCAGAACCCUUUCCAUGUGUCUGUGGGAAAAGUCUACGCUAAAUUGUGUGAAAGAGCAACUAUUUUAUCUGUGAAAGAGAUUUGCGGUG
Fragaria vesca subsp. vesca is the source of this 2577-nucleotide messenger RNA. RefSeq lists its product as uncharacterized. Bases 27 to 2180 code for a protein of 717 amino acids. The record is from RefSeq and is a predicted model, not a curated record. NCBI's taxonomy places the organism in Eukaryota, Viridiplantae, Streptophyta, Magnoliopsida, Rosales, Rosaceae. The transcript is spliced from 10 exons. Gene Ontology annotation, biological process: signal transduction; protein phosphorylation. Gene Ontology annotation, molecular function: ADP binding; protein kinase activity; ATP binding.